AUGCCGGCUCCACUCGGCAAGCCAGUCCUUCGUGCCCGCGACUUGUCCUUCAGGUCGGUGUGGAAAGAGUUGAAGGCAAAUGGAUGGACGUCUAAAAAGGCCCCAUCGCGCAGCCUUGAUAAUCGGUAUCGCUACAUCCGCCCAGGCGCGGACCCGAACGGAACGGAAGGCGUUGACUUCUUUCUAGGGCCUGAUGCUGUGCUCGACUUCUAUAUACAAGCUGUGAAAGUUACGUCGACGGCACCAGAGACUGGCGGGGUUAAUGAAAGAGAGCGCGAUGCGGAUGCUGCAACCCAACCUCCUGCUACGAGCGACGCGGAUGAAGAGAGACACGGUGUCCCUACCACUCCCCAGCGCCUUCCAAGUCCCAAACGGAUCGGUGCGGCAGAGACUGCUUCAAGCACGCCUGUGCCUGAUUCCCCACGCACGACUUCAAGUCGAGAGCGUCAUCAGCAGCAGAGGAGUCCGGGAUCACGACCGCCGUCGUCACGACGACUACUCAUUGCUACAUCUCCGCACACCGCCAGUAGUGCGUGCGACGACACAGGAGAUGAUCUAGCUGCUGAUGGAGACGAGAGCAUCGACUGGACCGGAGAUUCUGAUGAAGAUGAUGAUGCCCAAGAAGGACCUGAAGCGGACGUCAUGCUGGAUAAAGACGACGACUUGAAUUACACGGCACCUGAUGAAAACGCGGCACAGUAUGGUGCGAUGGAUUCCGGUGAUGAAGCUGCUCUUGAUGAUCUUGAUACUGGAGAAGAUGGAGAAAUUAUCCCGGACGUUCUGGAUGUUGAUGAAGAUACAUACGCACCUGAAGCGACGGAGUUAGAGAUAGCCAAUGAGAUUCAAUUUGCCGAGCAAUUUUUGGAGAACAUUGGCAGUGAAGAAGCCGUGCUGGCGGGAAACCUCCAGGACACGCUCUUGCGUGAGAUGUCUACAAGUGGGUGGGAAGACAUUGAGCAACCAUCUACUUACAACUACAUGCAGUCACCGUACGAGCCAGUCGACAACAAGUCCAGCUAUCCUGGAUUGCGUCAGGGCUAUUCAGGUGCGAGUCCUGAUGCGCUCCGUUGUGGUGAUUCUCCGAUAGCGCUAUUCUUUCACUUCAUGCCUGUGCCACUUUGGCAGCACAUUGCUGUCUGCUCCAAUGAAUACCGCAACGAGAUGGUUCCCCAGUGUGUUGAAGAGGCUCAAAAGCGCUACAAGAAAAAGAGAAGAGCUAACCCAUCCCUACCGAUGAAAACCAGACGUGAAAUUCAACACGAGCUAGAAACGGAGAAGGCUAUCCUACCACAAUAG
Messenger RNA from Phytophthora nicotianae INRA-310, 1296 nucleotides. RefSeq lists its product as hypothetical. The record is from RefSeq and is a predicted model, not a curated record. Bases 1 to 1296 code for a protein of 431 amino acids. The transcript is spliced from 3 exons. Lineage: Eukaryota; Oomycota; Peronosporomycetes; Peronosporales; Peronosporaceae.